Molecule: messenger RNA, 1956 nt
Organism: Patella vulgata (common limpet)
Lineage: Eukaryota; Metazoa; Mollusca; Gastropoda; Patellidae
Product: basement membrane-specific heparan sulfate proteoglycan core protein
Exons: 7
Coding region: 94-1956 (620 amino acids)
Biological process (GO): cell-cell adhesion
Cellular component (GO): cell-cell junction
Molecular function (GO): cell adhesion molecule binding
Source: RefSeq, a predicted model, not a curated record
GUAAAAUUAAAGAGCUUCUCUGUAAGUAAUCUGACAUUAACGUAUCGGUUAUGAAGGAUUGAUAGUGGCCAUUACCAAUAGAUCAACAUAAAGAUGGACCGAUUUGCGUUUAUUUGUCUACUGUUGUGCAUAUAUGUAGAUUAUGCAUCCUCUAUUGAAAGGAACAUUACAUUGGUGACCACAAGCAAUGAUGUCGUGGCUGGUACAUCUGUUACUCUUGCCUGCACGGCUUUUGGCAUUGACGAAAUAAAAUGGAACGGUCCAAGCGGCCAAAUUACGUAUUUCAGUGGCUGUAAUGAAUUAUCUGAAUUUAAUGGGCCAGACGUAGACCGUUUUCGUAUAACCUGCUCGUUCGAGAUUGGUUCACGGUAUGGCACUGUUAGUAAUCUAACAAUCAUUAGUUUUGACCCAGGGAGGGAUCAAGGUAGCUGGGGAUGUUUUGAUGGCACCGCACAAGCAGCUGAUGCAUACAUCUCAUUGACCUCUCAAGAGGUUGGUAUCAAAAAUAUCCAUAUAACUUCAACUCCCGGUUCUGUAACAGCGACCAACGAACUAACAUUGUUAGAAAAAGAGAGCGAUACUUUAACAUGUACAGCUGAAUGUAAUAGUACCUGUCAAUAUAAAUGGAUGAAAGGAACCGAAUUAGUAGCAUCUACAAGUCAACUUUCCUUAAACAACAUUACCUCUACAGCAUCCGGACAAUAUAUAUGCCACGCAUCUUAUAAUGACGUGGAACUGACUAAAAGCUUAAGGGUAUCAGUCCUUCAAAGAGAUUACGUUAUAUUUGAUCCACCAGGGGAUUUAAUAACGGUAGCCGAAGGACAGACGAUUUCUAUAAAUUGUUCGGCUGAAAAUGGUAUGUGCGACCAAAAUGAAUAUCGUCGGUGUGUGAACUGUUGGGACAAUCAUUCAAAUACUGCGGGUACUUGUAAGCAUUUGGUAAUUCCCAACGCAACACCGUCGAUGGCUGGACUGUACAGAUGUCAUUAUACUGAAGAAGAACCUGGUAUUAAUGCCCUCUGGAGUACUUUCAAAACUUUAGAAGUGCGGGUUCUGGCUGGGCCAUCGUCAAUUGUCAUAUAUCCCAACGUUGACGUUAUAACAUUAACACCAGGAUCAACUGUAACGUUGAAUUGUUCAGCUGAAUGUCAACUAGAAUGUAAUUAUUCCUGGAAAUCUGUGAGUGAUCCGACAGUAAUUAUUUCUACUACUGCCGCUCUCACUAUAUCAAACAUCUCUAGUUAUCAGCAGGAUCAAUACAUAUGUACAGCCAGUAAUGUCGGUGGAAAUUUGACAGGAAUGAUAUAUGUAGAAGUAUGGGAAAAUUAUUUUGAUGAAUCAGCUAACUCCAGUCUAGUGACAUCAAAUACUAAUCCUGCUCCUGGUUCAUCUGUAACUUUAACUUGUUCUGUAAAACGAAGUGCUACAGGUGGUUCACAAGAGGAAGUAGACUGGUAUGGUCCACAUGGUGUGGUUGCUGUCUUUAAGUGGUGUUAUAGAUUAACUUCCCUUGAUGGACCAAAUAUAACAGAUUAUACAAUAGAUUGUAUUGAUGGUAGCACUACAGGGGAUGGAUGGACAACCAGUACAUUAACUAUACAUAAUUAUAUACCAGAAAGAGAUGCUGGCAAUUGGAGCUGUUUAGAUGAUACAAUAGGUCCCUCGUUAAAGGUUAUUUCACCAGAUGGACCAUCAUCCGUAAUAAUAACUCCAACAUCAGACCCAGUAACAAUAACUAAUGGAGAAUCUCUAAGUCUCGUUUGUUCUGCUGAUUGUCAACCAGAUUGUAAUUUUACAUGGACCUACAACAAUGUUAUUGUUUCAACUACUGCUACUUAUACUAUAAACUCCAUUACUAAUAGCCAAAAUGGUAUUUAUACCUGUACAGUGACCAACGUCAUAGGUAGUGCGAUUAAAUCUACCAAAGUUGCUGUUAAUUGUAAGUUUUUAUCAUAG